Molecule: messenger RNA, 1910 nt
Organism: Onychostoma macrolepis
Lineage: Eukaryota; Metazoa; Chordata; Actinopteri; Cypriniformes; Cyprinidae
Product: acyl-coenzyme A thioesterase 9, mitochondrial-like
Exons: 15
Coding region: 356-1651 (431 amino acids)
Biological process (GO): acyl-CoA metabolic process
Cellular component (GO): mitochondrion
Molecular function (GO): fatty acyl-CoA hydrolase activity
Source: RefSeq, a predicted model, not a curated record
CAAACUCGCGAAAUUGCAAGUAAAUAGUAACUACGUCGUGACACUUUGGUCAUGUUGAGACGUAAAUAUCUUACUUUUUGUCGCCCAUAUAAUCUAGAAUAGAUCAUGUGUAAUUUUAUGCCAACAUGUUAGGUUUCGCCUCUAUUGCUGAAUAAUCACUCGGUAAACUUUCUAAACGAUAAAGGUAACUAGAAACUGGCCGUGUGUUUGUUGUUCGUUAAAAGUGCGUUAUUUAUAACUAUUAGUACGGUGCGCGGAGGAUCGGGAAGUGAAAUACAAUUAUCUGCCAGUUCAGAUCUGUCGCUCAUUUGAGGAAAGCUCCUGUUCUCCAAAGUGGUGAGAGAAGAACAAAAAGAUGUUGUGUCCACGAUCACUUAUUUUGGAUAGGGUCCUGAAGUCUGCAGUGUCCUUCUCCUGCAGGAAGUAUUCAGUGGGUCAAAUAUCCCAACAAGGGAAGGUUCCUGACAUGGCUGAAGUUCGCAAUAGGCUGAGAGAAAUAGUCGGUGCAUCUACCAACUGGCAAGAUCAUCAGCAAGUGCUGGUCGAGCGUGCAUCACUAAGCCAGUAUCUUGCUCGGAGUCAGGAUCAGCUGCCACCAAAAAGAAUGAAGGACAGUAUGAUAGAGGCGCAUCUUCCUCUGGGUUCCCAGCCUGCCUUGAGAGAGAAAUAUCUUAACUCUCACAACAGUGUCAGGUUUGGUCGGAUUUUGGAGGACUUGGACUGUUUAGGAGUGCUCAUCUGUUACUCUCACACAUGGAAUGAGGAGCUGAAAAGAUCUCCACUGUCUAUUGUCACCGCCCUAGUGGACAAGAUCGAUAUGAGACAAAACAUCAUCUACCCAGACUGUGACAUCAAGUUCACAGGUCACGUGACAUGGGUUGGCAAAACCUCAAUAGAAGCUACAAUGCACAUGUCUCAGUACCAAGAUGGUGCGUACACAGAUGUAUUAGAUGCCACCUUUGUCAUGGUGGCUCGAGAUCCUGAAAAUAAAAGGGCAGCUUUUGUAAACCCACUCAAACCUGAGGGUCCGGAGGAAGAGGCCAUUUUUCAUCAGGGUGAAGUUAACAAGACGAGGCGUGUGGAGCUGAGCACAGCGUCUCUUCUGAAAGUGGCUCCUACAGCUGAGGAGAGGACUCUCAUUCACAACCUGUUCCUCAACACUCUAGACACACGACGUGUGAGUUUUCGUGGUCGUAUUCUACUGCCAAAUUCGGUGUGGAUGGAAGAUGCCAAACUCAAAGGGCUAGAGAUUUGUCACCCAGAGGAAAGAAAUAUCUUUAACCGGAUAUUCGGUGGUUUUCUGAUGAGAAAGGCCUAUGAACUUGGUCGAGCCAAUGCUUGUGUAUUUGCUGGAUGCAGACCAACUGUGGUGGCUGUGGAUGAUAUCUUAUUUCGUAAGCCUGUAGAAAUCGGUUCUUUACUCCUGCUGUCUUCUCAGGUUUGUUACACAGAAGGGAUGUACGUCCAGGUCAGGGUUCAUUCAGAAGUGCUUGAUCCUUUGACCCGGCAGCACAACACCACCAAUGUGUUUCACUUCACUUUCUGUCUUGAAAAGGAUGUCCCAGCUGUUAUCCCACAGAGCUAUGGAGAGUCUAUGCUGUACCUGGAUGGAAAGAGGCACUUUGAUGGGACAAUGAGGAACCACUGCUGAACAUUCUGGGAUGUGCUGAUAGGAUGAAAUGCUGUUUACCUGAUUAAGCUUCACCAACGUUCAUGUGUGUAUAUGUAGAUUUCUGCUUUUAUUUUCAAAAUGUCUUCCCUACAGGUGUUACAGGCAUGCAUUUGAUACAUGCAUUAAGCUUAUACAUUUUCUGAAGCACUUUCAAUGACGUGUUGUGAGAUAUAAAUGUUAAAAACACUGUGGCUAUAGUACUACAAUGUGUGACACAGUAAAACAGCCAUCCACACAA